AUGCCUAGCAUCAAAUUCCUGCUCUUUUUGCCUUGUUCCAACACAUCUGAAGACCUUUGCUUUGGAAACAUGAGCCCGUCUCCCCGCAGCAAAAGCAUAAGAAGCCGCGAGCGCGAGGCGCUGCCCAGCGAGAACCGCAGAAGUCGUUCUGCACGUGGAAUGAGCGCCGCGGCGGGCUCGGCCGGGCUGGAUAAGGGCAUGGGCGGCCGGCUGGGCGCUAGCGCUGCUGCUCCGCGCGCUGCCGAGCUCCCGGAGGAGGAGGGCUCGCUCGCCUCCAGCUUCCCAAAGCGGGGAAUUGCGGACGAGCCUUGGAGCGAGCCGUGGUACCACAGCGGAUCAGCAUCUCUUCCCAUUGUGUUGCAGGAGAUCAUCGUGCUGAAGGCUCCGCAGCAGCGUCCYAAGGGCAGUGGUAGUGACAGAGCUGCUAUAUUAAUAUUGUUGCUUGGGAAAGCUUUGCAGACGGGAUCACAGAGCUGGAAUAUGGACACGGUGCAGCACACAGUGGCCACGGCGGAGAUCCCCGACCACGCUCUUUACACGGUUGGAACGUGCGUCCUUGUCAUCGGCACUAUUGGCAUCAUCGGAAACCUCCUGGUUCUCUACGCCUUUUACAGCAACAAGAAGCUGAGGACGCCACAAAACUACUUCAUAAUGAACCUGGCUGUGAGCGACUUCCUGAUGUCUGCUUCACAGGCGCCCAUCUGCUUCAUCAACAGCUUGCACCGAGAGUGGAUUCUUGGGGAUAUAGGUUGUGACCUGUACGCUUUCUGCGGGGCGCUCUUCGGGAUAACCUCCAUGAUGACCUUGCUGGCCAUCUCCAUCGACCGCUACCUCGUGAUCACCAAGCCCCUGCGCUCCAUGCAGUGGAGCUCCAAGAGACGCACCGUGCAGCUCAUCGCCCUCGUCUGGCUCUACUCGCUCGCGUGGAGCGUGGCCCCGCUGCUGGGAUGGAGUUCCUAUGUACCUGAAGGCUUGAUGAUAUCCUGUACGUGGGACUAUGUAACCUACUCUCCAGCAAACAGAAGUUACACCAUGAUUUUAUGUUGCUGUGUGUUUUUUAUUCCUCUAGUAAUAAUAUUCCACUGCUAUUUAUUUAUGUUCCUAGCCAUAAGAAGUACUGGCAGAGAUGUUCAAAAGCUUGGGUCCUGCAGUCGGAAAUCCUACCUCUCUCAGUCCAUGAAGAACGAGUGGAAGUUGGCAAAAAUUGCUUUCGUGGCCAUCGUUGUAUUUGUCUUAUCCUGGUCUCCAUAUGCUUGCGUCACUUUGAUUGCCUGGGCAGGCCACAGCAACAUCUUAACGCCGUAUUCCAAAUCUGUGCCAGCUGUUAUUGCCAAAGCUUCUGCAAUUUACAACCCCAUCAUAUAUGCAAUAAUUCAUCCAAGAUACAGAAAAACCAUCCACAAUGCUGUUCCCUGCCUGAGGUUCCUCAUACGGCUGUCAAAGAACGAUCUCCUGAGAGGCUCCGUAAAUGAAUCUUCCUUCAGGGCUUCUCUCUCCAGUCACCAGUCUUUUGCUUUCAAGACCAAAAAUACUUGCGUUUCAUCGGUUUCCACGGGAGAGGCUACGUGGAGCGAUGUGGAGCUUAACCCUGUAGAGCCAGAUAAUAAGAAACUACAAGCUCACCGAAGUCACUCCUUUUCAACGAGCGUCAGGCAGGAGAAGAGGGACCCGCUCCCACAGACCCACAGCUGCAAUGCAGUAACUGCAGGAAAGGUUUCACUCUCCUCCAGCUGUUUAGAGAAGGUCGUGGGGCGAUCAGCUCUACACAGCCCCUCUGAAAUCCUUGUGGCCGGUUCCCUGAAAGCAGCUUCUCUACCUGUUGGUUUGAACAGCAGCAGUAUCAGCAAAGGAGGAGACGCAGCUGCUUCCCAAGUCGAAACUCAAAUUAAUGGAGGCCUGGACUCUAUCAUUAGCAAUACUGUCCCUCGCAUCAUCAUCAUUCCUACCUCUGAGACCAACCUAUUUCAAGAGGAACUGGAAAAUGAAGAGGAAGAGUUUGAAUUAUUCCACUUCAGUGACAAAAAGAGCAAUCUACUGGACUUAGAAGGGCUGAGCUCUUCCACAGAGUUCCUGGAAGCUGUUGAGAAAUUUCUAUCAUAA
Messenger RNA from Nothoprocta perdicaria, 2100 nucleotides. RefSeq names its product melanopsin-like. Gene Ontology annotation, cellular component: membrane. Gene Ontology annotation, molecular function: G protein-coupled receptor activity. Bases 1 to 2100 code for a protein of 699 amino acids. Gene Ontology annotation, biological process: G protein-coupled receptor signaling pathway; visual perception. The record is from RefSeq and is a predicted model, not a curated record. Lineage: Eukaryota; Metazoa; Chordata; Aves; Tinamiformes; Tinamidae. The transcript has 13 exons.